Molecule: messenger RNA, 2448 nt
Organism: Aspergillus novofumigatus IBT 16806
Lineage: Eukaryota; Fungi; Ascomycota; Eurotiomycetes; Eurotiales; Aspergillaceae
Product: WD40 repeat-like protein
Exons: 1
Coding region: 169-2190 (673 amino acids)
Biological process (GO): microtubule organizing center organization; vesicle transport along microtubule; establishment of mitotic spindle orientation
Cellular component (GO): microtubule associated complex; kinetochore; cytoplasmic microtubule
Molecular function (GO): microtubule plus-end binding; dynein complex binding
Source: RefSeq, a predicted model, not a curated record
CUCCUCUUUCCAGACUCCAAUGUCAAAAUUGCCGACCCGUCUUCAGACCUUUCGAAAAUCCUAUUGGAAGCAGAAUUAUUGUGUGAUUUCCGUACUCAGAUACGGUGUCGCUUUCAGCUUCUUUUAAUCACUCUAAGGUUAUCGGGAGACUGGCGCGACCUUUACAGCAUGUUAAAACUGCAAGAGAUCGAUUGCGGUAAUUUUAUUGAAUCGCUACAUACUUGGAACUUGUUCGCUUCAUGGACCCUUGGGGUUCCAAUUUCGGGAUUCAACCUGUCAAAAUUGAACUCCUCGGAAACGCUAAAUCUCGACAGAAAUAUUCUUUUCUUAUCUCUCAUAAAGACCCUGGGAUGGCCCGAUCAGACUUGGAUAGAACUAUUGCGGUCGCACUAUUCAAAGACGAAGCCUCUCGGCUUGCAUUUGGCUUGGGAUGUAUAUGGGGAUGGUAAUGAUUUGCUCAUCAACAUACCUAACUGCACCUUCUGGUCUGAAAAUAAUAAGAACCAGCUUCUGGCGUAUGAAUGGGAUAGCAAUACGAAACGGAAAACCCUCGACCUCUUAGGGCUUUCAGCUGCCUUGAAAUCAGAGAUACCCGACUUCGUUCAACACAAUCGACGACCCCGUUCCGAUUCCUUUCCUCCCAAUUUUCUGGAGCGAGACUAUGAGCCAGAGGCCAAAGCGAUGCAUCGACGGGCGCUAGAAGGAUAUGAAGAGGAGCUGGAACGUGAGCAUUCUGACACGCUCAUCAGUGUCGGCAACCUUGCCAAUGUGCUUGAAGAUCAUUCCAAUCGAGCCGGUCAGUUGAGUAACCUUGGAAACCAGCUCAGCCGUCUAUUCGAACGAACUGGCUCAAUGGACGAUCUUAACCAUGCCAUUGAGGUUGCAGGUUUAGCAGUGGAUGCUACGCCUAAGGACCACCCUGACCGAGCUGCCCGGUUGAACAACCUCGGGAUCUGGCUCGGUCGUCGAUUCAAACAGACUGGCUCAAUAGACGAUCUUAACCGAGCCGUUGAGGUUGCAGAUUUAGUUGUGAAUACCACGCCUGAGGACCACCCUGAUCAAGUUGCUUGGUUGGACACCCUCGCAAAUAGGCUCGGCUGGCGAUUUGAACUGACUGGUUCAACGGACGAUCUUAACCAUGCCGUUGAGGUUGCAGGUUUAGCAGUGGAUGCUACGCCUAAGGACCACCCUGACCGAGCUGGCCGGUUGAAGAAGCUCAAGCACUGGCUCGGCCGAAGAGACCCCGAUGAUUCUAGUGAUCAGACCAUCAAUCUCUGGGAUGCCCAGACCGGCGAGCCCCUGCAGACCCUCAAGGGCCAUUCGGAUUCUGUUUACACGGUAGCCUUCUCUCCGGACGGGAAGCGGAUUGUAUCAAGCUCUAGUGAUUACACCAUCAAGCUUUGGGAUGCCCAGACUGGUGCUGAGCUGCGAACCCUUAAGGGCCAUUCUAGUAUAGUUUCCUCGGUGGCCUUCCAUCCGGAUGGGAAGCAGAUCGUGUCAGGUUCUGAUGAUCAUACUAUCAAGCUCUGGGAUGCCCAGACCGGCGAGCCCCUGCAGACCCUCGAAGGCCAUUCGGAUUCCGUUUACACGGUAGCCUUCUCUCCGGACGGGAAGCAGAUCGUGUCAGGUUCUGAUGAUGGAACCAUCAAUCUCUGGGAUGCCCAGACCGGCGAGCCCCUGCAGACCCUCGAGGGCCAUUCGGAUUCCGUUUACACGGUAGCCUUCUCUCCGGACGGGAAGCGGAUCGUGUCAAGCUCUAGUGAUUACACCAUCAAGCUUUGGGAUGCCCAGACUGGUGCUGAGCUGCGAACCCUUAAGGGCCAUCCUAGUUUAUUUUCCUCGGUGGCCUUCCAUCCGGAUGGGAAGCAGAUCGUGUCAGGUUCUGAUGAUGGAACCAUCAAGCUCUGGGAAGCCCAGACCGGUGCUGAGCUGCGAACACUUGAGGGCCAUUGGGAUUCGGUUUGGUCAGUGGCCUUCUCUCCGGAUGGGGAGCAGAUCGUGUCAAGCUCUAGUGAUUACACCAUCAAGCUUUGGGAUGCCCAGACUGGUGCUGAGCUGCGAACCCUUAAGGGCCAUUCUGGUAUAGUUUCCUCGGUGGCCUUCCAUCCGGAUGGGAAGCAGAUCGUGUCAGGUUCUGAUGAUCAUACUAUCAAGCUCUGGGAUGCCCAGACCGGCGAGCCCCUCCCCUAGAGGGCCAUUUAAAUUUGUUCUCGAAAGUCUUGUCAGACUAUACCUAUAUUAAGCCUGAACAAGGCCUUCCGAUAUCAGUUGACCAUUCUUGGGUGUGUCUAGAAAAAGUUGUAUGGCUUUCUCCUGAAUUUCGUCAACCUCUGUCAUGAUAUCAAACAUGAUAUACUGGCUAUGGGGUGUGGGAUAUUAUUGGACCUUCUGCAUCUUUCGGUUGAGUCCAUUCUUUGUCACCAGUCUUGAGCAAAACAUCAAAGUCGA